This is a messenger RNA of Contarinia nasturtii (swede midge), 695 nucleotides long. RefSeq names its product ribonuclease P protein subunit p20 (gene Rpp20). Bases 127 to 588 code for a protein of 153 amino acids. The record is from RefSeq and is a predicted model, not a curated record. The transcript is spliced from 3 exons. Gene Ontology annotation, cellular component: ribonuclease MRP complex; nucleolar ribonuclease P complex; nucleus. NCBI's taxonomy places the organism in Eukaryota, Metazoa, Arthropoda, Insecta, Diptera, Cecidomyiidae. Gene Ontology annotation, biological process: tRNA 5'-leader removal. Gene Ontology annotation, molecular function: nucleic acid binding.
UGACAAUCUUCUAUAUUUGUAAUUGGUAAAUGUGUUUUUGCACAACAAAAAUCGGAGGAAAAAUCGCUGUUGCGUUUAUAGAACGGAAGACGAAACAAAAGGGUUUCGUGAGAUCUGGCAAAUAUUAUGGACGCACAUGAAACAACGUGUGCAGCAACAAAAAAACGAAACCAACAAUCACAACGACAACGUCGUGAAUUCAAUCCAAAAACACACUCACUUAACAAACGACCUGUAUCAAAGCCAUUCCAGAGAAAAGGCGAUAUCUAUGUUACAAAUAAAUCGAAUUUUCAGGCUCAAAUAAAACAAUGUCUAGAGACAUUGGAAACUGAAGCAACUGGUGAAAUCUAUUUGCAUUGUUUGGGUAAUGCGAUUAAACGUGGAAUUACAUUGGCACUGAAGCUUGUACAAGAAUCUGAUAACGGACUGGGAUACGAGGCAAAUACAUCGACCAUUGAUUUAACUGAUGACUUGCAUCCACUGAAUGAUGAAGAAGAUUUUUCCAUCCAAAAGCGGAAAAAUUCAUGUUUGCACAUAAGAAUCUUUCGUCAUUCGAACAAUCUCAGCAAUAAGAAGCCACAGACAUAAAUCACCUCUCGUACAUAUACCCGCUGAACUGAAUUAUUGAAAAUCAUGUUUGAUCUUAAAGAACUUGUGCAGUGGUUAGGUUUAGAUGAAUUUGAAAUAUUUACGAA